Molecule: messenger RNA, 2076 nt
Organism: Oreochromis aureus
Lineage: Eukaryota; Metazoa; Chordata; Actinopteri; Cichliformes; Cichlidae
Product: tumor necrosis factor receptor superfamily member 14-like
Exons: 6
Coding region: 234-899 (221 amino acids)
Biological process (GO): positive regulation of T cell migration; defense response to Gram-negative bacterium; negative regulation of alpha-beta T cell proliferation
Cellular component (GO): external side of plasma membrane
Molecular function (GO): protein binding
Source: RefSeq, a predicted model, not a curated record
GCGAACAUUUUCCUUGUAAAACAAAGGGGGGCCUAGCGAAAAGGGUUUGGGAACCACCAUCUGGCCUCAAACGUCAUAAAAUGGCUUUUUUUGCUCAUUUUUUCCAGCAAUGAAUAGAUUUCCUGUUUACACCCACAUCAAAACCCAAACCCAUUGCUGUUAGAUUUAUAUAGAAAUUUGGUGAAAUAGAGUCUACAAAUGUGUUAUAAGGCAGCGUGUUAGGAUGUGAUAUCAUGGUUUCUGCGUUGCUUAUCUUCGGAUAUGCCGCCGUCUUCAUAGUGCCCGUGUUAUCCUGUCGACCAAAGGAGUAUAAGACAAAUGACGGACAGUGCUGCCCGACGUGCAACGAAGGUACGAAGAAAAGGGACGACUGCAAUGAAACUCUUUGUAGUAGAGUUGUUCAGAGAGACUGCACAGCAUAUUCAGGAACUCAGUGCCGUUCGUGUGACCUGGGGACUUUCAUGAACCAACCCAACGGCCUAUAUAACUGUUUCCCCUGCACAUCCUGUGACACAGGUCAUGGUCUUUUUGUCAAGCAGAAGUGUACAGCAACAACUGACACAGUGUGUGAUGUUUUAAAUGGAUAUCACUGCAAAGGUUUUACACACAGUAACAGAUGUAGUUUGGCAGAGAAACAUUCACAGUGUGCAGCUGGUCAGAGAAUAAAAGAACCUGGAACCAGCAGAAGUGACACAGUGUGUGAAGACUGUCGGCCAGGCUUCUUUUCCAAGGACGGUGUGAACUGUACAGCUUGGAAAACUUGCUCAAACAGACAGAUAAAGGUCAAAGGAAGCUCAACCAGUGAUGUUGUCUGUGGGAGAACAUCAAGUCAACAUUACUUUGUGUUUUUACCUUUUUUGCUUUGCUCAGUAGCAUUUACUAGCCUCGUAACAGGUUAGUGCAUCGUCUGUAUUGUGUUGAUUUUUUAGUUUAAAGCCUUAACAACACAGUGUUGCCUUUUUAUUAUUGGUUAGGGGUUUUUUUUUUUCCUGCUGUAACACUAAUUUUCUUUGUGUAAUAAUAAACCAAAGAAAAGGAAGGAAGGAAAAAAAUUUCUUUUUACAAAGAAAAUUGAACUCACUAACCAUGAGCAAUUUAUUUAUACCAUUAAUAGACUUUUAGCUGGGAAGGCCAGAAGACCCAGCAUCGACAACUAAAUAGGUGCCGUUGGAUCACGGUCUUGUUCCAAAAGGCGAUUUCUGGUGUUUCUGUAUGUAUGUGUAAUGUCUUUGUUUAUAUUGGAAGGUAGACUGUAGUCAAAACGAUUUAUGAAGGAGUUGUAUAUAAAAUAAAGAAAUUACCUGUUUUGCAAAUAUCUUUAUGACUGCGUUAUUGUACCCAAAUUAUAAUCUGGUUGCUGGCCACUUAAAAUGUCUAAAAAACUAUUAUGUUAUAUUUGUUGCAAUUUCUUUUAGCCUCUUGACCCAACGUCUCUUUAAAAAGACAUUUUUAAUGUCUAUGAGGUUUUUUAACUGGAUCCAUGAAGCAUAUAUAAAAGUCACUUUGUCAACAACUGAUUGCAGCUUCUACCCUGUGAAAAAAAUGUUGUUUGUGGUUCAAAAUGACUCGAUAUCAUUCAUGAUGGAAACAUUUGACAUAUUUUUUUUACACAUUAUAGGCCAACAGGUCAUUUAUGACAGUUUAAACGGGGGCAAUCACUUUUUUGGCACCACAACUAACCACAGAAAACAGAUGUGUCCAAAGUCAGAGGCUGUAUUCACUAAAAGUGUAAUUUAGUCACAAAGGACUAAGAUGUAGAGUAUGACAUUAAACAGUGCAGAAAUGUAGUGUAUCCUCUGUACUGUGUGUGCUGAUGGGCUUUGGUCUGAAGGAAAAGAGUUCAUGUACAGCAACAUCAGAUAAAGUCUGUGGAGGGACUUUACUGAAUCUGAAGGUGUCCACUGCAUGAAGACACAGAAACACAGGAGCUGUAAACCAGGACACAUCAGCCAGAAUGGUUGAUUCUCUUGCUACAAGACAUAAAGUACUAAGAUGAGCCUAAUAUGUAAUAUAUAAAUAAAUCAUAUACAGUUCUGUUCAGUCUUGUAUAAAGUUAUUAAAAUCAAACUAACAGAU